UUCCCUCCACAUCUCAGCCAGACAGAACAUCCUAUAAAUAUGUUUGAGCCCUGGAUCUUAUUGUUUCUUCCCCUGUUAGCUGCAGGGGCGAGGGGCUUCAUGGUCCACAACAUGCAGCGCAGCCUGUGUCUGGAGGAGACCCCCGCCACAGGGGAGGUCCUGCUAAAGAGCUGCAGCCUGGACUCAGAGUCUCAGCAGUGGGCCUGGGUGGACCAGGGCCUGCUGAUGUGUGUCCCAUCAUCCAGGUGUCUGUCGGCCCUGCAGAUGGAGCCCGUCCACACAGGGCCCUGCUGGGGGCCGGGGGUGGAUGUGAGGGGGUUAAUGUGGGACUGUGACAGGGGCAGGUUGAUCAGCAGGGACUCCUCCAUGCUGCUGUCAGUGGAUGGCGGGCGUCUGACUCUCGCACAUGACAGCAAACACUCAAAAUGGAAAUCUCUGUAUGAGGGGGACAUCUGCCACGAAAGUCUCAGAUCCAAGAGGGCGUCUAAACAUCCAGAAGAGUUUGAGUUAGCGUCAGAGGAGCAGAGCAGCGACAUGACGGAGGAACAGAGAGCAUACCUGCGCUGGUUCUAUCGCACAGAGGACCCAACCAUAUGGACGUUUGUGCUGCUGGGACUGGCCUUCAUCUGCCUUCUUGUUGGGUUUCUGCUGCUGGGAAUGGGGGCCAUGGCCAACAAGAGCCGUAGGAAGAUUGCGAAGUACAAGGCAGCAGCUUCUGGGACUCAGAGGAGCAAGGAGCUGGAGACCAUCGUCCCCCUCAGAGAGGACCAGCCCCCCCCUCCCAACGGGGAGGUGAGCGAGUUCAAAGCAGGGCACAUCAUGGUCACAUGGAAAGACGGGAACAUCUCCUCCUUGUACUCUGAUCCUGUAGCAGAGCAGGAGAAACAGGAAGUGGAUCAGGAGGAGAAACAGGAAGUGGAUCAGGAGGAGAAACAGGAAGUGGAUCAGGAAGAGAAACAGGAAGUGGAUCAGGAGGAGAAACAGGAAGAGGAUCAGGAGGAAAAACAGGAAGUGUCAGCUGCUGAGGCAGUGAUGACGAUCCAAAAGCAGGUGUGAGACAGUGUUUGAGAUUACCAUGCUGCUCAGGAGAGCUUUUAAAGACAGCUUUCAUCAUGCUAACUUUAACAGACCUCUAAUACCGUAAUUUUCGGACUAUAAGCCGCACCUGAAUAUAAGCCGCAGCAGCGGCAUACCACUCUCGGU
Messenger RNA from Notothenia coriiceps (black rockcod), 1203 nucleotides. RefSeq lists its product as uncharacterized. NCBI's taxonomy places the organism in Eukaryota, Metazoa, Chordata, Actinopteri, Perciformes, Nototheniidae. The coding region runs from base 40 to 1056 and encodes 338 amino acids. Gene Ontology annotation, molecular function: protein heterodimerization activity; transmembrane transporter activity. The record is from RefSeq and is a predicted model, not a curated record. The transcript is spliced from 6 exons. Gene Ontology annotation, cellular component: plasma membrane. Gene Ontology annotation, biological process: bile acid and bile salt transport.